UCCACAUGAUCAUGUAUUUUGCAAAGCGGUUUCUCUUUCUGCAAACGUUGCUUCAUUUCCUCCUCUGGUUUGGCACAUCAUCACUGGAUGCCAUAACUAGCGGCCAAAACAUUAGAGAUGGUGGUGAUCACGAGCCAAAACUUCAUGAGGUUCUAGUCUCUACCGGAAAAACCUUUGCGUUUGGUUUCUUUACUCCCGGUGAGUCUACCCACCGUUAUGUUGGGAUUUGGUAUUACAGCGCUCCAGGAAAUACGGUGGUGUGGGUUGCAAACAGAGACAAUCCUAUUCAAGACAAGACUGGAGUUCUCUCAAUUGAUGUUCAUGGAAACCUCGUACUCCACGACAACAGUCGGAGCACCACACCCAUCUGGUCCACAAAUCAUGUUUCCAAACCAAGCCGCAACAACAAUACUCUCGCUCAGCUCGAGGAUUCUGGAAAUCUUGUCUUGAAGAGUGAGAAUGGAACAGGGGAGGUACUACUACUAUGGCAGAGCUUUGACUAUCCAACACACAUCCAGCUUCCAAAUAUGAAAAUUGGGAUUGACCGAAAGACGGGCCUGAACCGGUUCCUAACAUCUUGGAAGUCCAAAGAUGACCCGGGAACCGGGAAUUGGUCGUACAAGAUCCACACCAAUGGCUCCCCUCAGUUGUUCUUGUACAACGGCGACAUUCCGCGGUGGCGCUCCGGUCACUGGACUGGCGUUGGAUGGAGCGGCGUACCCACCUUAGCAGGUAAUCAACUCUUCAAAUUUAGUUUGGUAGACAACCAGAACGAGACUACCACGACCUGGAGUUUCAAUGCGCGCUAUCAAGUAGUCCUAGCAACGUCAGUCUUAAACGAGUCCGGGUCGAUCCAGCGGUAUGUCUUUGUGCAGGGAGAGAAUAAAUGGACUAUUCUAGGCUCAGUACCUUAUGCGGAUGCCCAUGGGUGUGACACAUACCGCGAGUGCGGUGCGUUUGGCAACUGUGAUUUCAAUGCAGCUAAUGAUUCCAAGUGUUUGUGUCUGCCGGGGUUCCUGAGAAAUGCGUCAGGGGGGUGCUCAAGGAAGAGCGGAGAGGCAUUCCUUUGCCGAAGCGACGAAGGUUUCAAGAAGGUGGUCGGCGUGAAGGUUCCGGAUACUUCAGUGGCAAGAGUAAACAAGAGUGUAAGUUUUGAAGCGUGUGAAGAAUUGUGCUUGCAGAAUUGUACUUGCUUGGCUUAUGCCAGCGUGGAUGUGAAAGAGGAAGGCGGGUGCAUUACGUGGCAUGGUGAUUUGGUAGAUACACGUGUGUUUAAGGAAGGGGGCCAAGACUUGUACGUGCGUGUUGAUGCGCUGGAGUUAGGGAAAGUAAUUUCCGCCUCUACAGUAAAGAAAUCAGAGGGGUUCUUUGCAAAUAAGAGGAGGCUGGCAAUUGUGGUGGUGGCCAUACUUUUUACUUCAUUUCUUUUUCUCCUCUUUGCAAGCUGGUUGAUAAAGAGGAAGAGAAAAGGGAGCAGAAGACAAGUCGCAUUGUUUGAUGAUGGUACAAAUGGCUCAAAAUCCUUUCUUCGGGAUUCUGCGAAGCUUGAUGAAACUAGAAGGAUACCAGAUGUCCAAUUUUUUGAUCUGAGCACCAUAAUUGCUGCCACAUACAAUUUCUCCCCAUCUAAAAGGCUUGGACAAGGUGGUUUUGGCCCGGUCUAUAAGGGUCAACUAGCCAAUGGACAAGAAAUAGCGGUGAAAUCACUCUCAAGAAGUUCAAAGCAGGGCACUGAAGAAUUUAAGAAUGAAGUUAAGCUCAUAGCAAAACUCCAACAUAGGAAUCUUGUCAAGCUUUUUGGUUGUUGCAUUCACAAAGAAGAGAAGAUGUUAAUCUAUGAAUACAUGCCAAACAAAAGCCUUGACUUUUUCAUCUUCGAUGAAAUAAGAAAGAAAUUGUUAGAUUGGAGAAAGCGAUUUGACAUUAUUUCUGGAAUUGCUCGAGGAGUCUUAUAUCUUCACCAAGAUUCAAGGCUAAAAAUCAUCCACAGAGACCUAAAAGCAAGUAACGUUCUACUGGAUGCGGCAAUGAAUCCAAAAAUUUCAGAUUUUGGGUUGGCUAGAAUGUUUGGUGAUGAACAAGAUGAAGCAAAUACAAGAAAAGUUGUUGGCACAUAUGGAUACAUGUCUCCAGAGUAUGCAAUGGAAGGGUUAUAUUCUAUAAAAUCAGAUGUCUUCAGCUAUGGCGUCUUGAUACUAGAGAUAAUCAGUGGCAAGAGAAACAAUUAUUAUCACAUCGGAAGUCCCUCCCUAAAUUUGAUUGGAUAUGUAUGGGACCUAUGGAUGGAUGGAAAAGCCAUGGAUGUAAUCGAUCCAUCAUUGGGUCAGGAAUAUCCUACUCAUGAAGUUCUAAGAUGCAUUCAAGUUGGGCUCUUAUGUGUGCAAGAACAAGCCACAGAUCGGCCAACCAUGCUUGAAAUUGUCUUCAUGCUUGGAAAUGAAGCAACUGCUCCAUCUCCUAACAAGCCAGCAUUUAUCAACAAAGCCAUAAAUUCUGGUCUGGAUUCCUCAGGCUCUAAAGGACCACCUGCUUCCUUAAAUGAGCUGACCAUCACCAUGCCUGAAGGUCGUUAAACUUGUGUACAACUAUUUGAUCUCUACAUUUGUAAAAGUUGGUCUGUAAAACUAUGAAUGUUAAGUAACAUGAUGCUUCUGAGUUUUAUCCUU
This is a messenger RNA of Corylus avellana, 2666 nucleotides long. RefSeq names its product G-type lectin S-receptor-like serine/threonine-protein kinase RKS1. Gene Ontology annotation, biological process: protein phosphorylation; recognition of pollen. The record is from RefSeq and is a predicted model, not a curated record. Lineage: Eukaryota; Viridiplantae; Streptophyta; Magnoliopsida; Fagales; Betulaceae. Gene Ontology annotation, cellular component: plasma membrane. Gene Ontology annotation, molecular function: protein serine/threonine kinase activity; ATP binding.